AGCAGACACUUGUCCUGUCGUUUUACAGGUAGCUCAGCGACAGCGGAAAAGGCUUCGAUACCUCCGCCUCCCUCUCUUCAUACUUCCCCUCUUUCCUAAAUUACACACAUUUGUUUCUAAAGUUCUUUUUCUCUAUCCUCCCGAUCUCUACAUUUUCCGGCCCCUGGAAGUUCCGGCGAUUUGUCUCCGCUGUGGACUUCGUUCGGCUGGCAACACCGGAAAAAGGUUCGACGUGAUCGGUUGAAAUGUUGAGCUUUACGCCGACCUGUCGCGGUGGAAACGGGAUCAAUUUUGCAGAUGCAAAAUUGAGUUCUCGUUCGCUAGCCUGGACCAAUUCUAGGGCUGGAAUUAGGCUUACCAAACCGUUUGAGCAUGAUUCAUUUCGCAUUUCACGGAUUUCUCUUCGAAGCUGCCGCAGAGUAGGCAGACAUGGAGGCGUGCGUAUGGCAAUGGUGGAUGAAAGGCUUGCGCGUGGCAGAAAUGUGGCUGACCCUCCUCGGACAUUGGCUUACGAACUUGUUCAAGGGGCACUGGUGAAUUGGCGUUUGAUGAGUGGCAAGUCAGCACCAGAUACACCAACAGCUAUCCUUCUGCAUGGCAUUCUGGGUAGCAGAAAGAACUGGGGAACUUUUGCCCGGAGACUGGCAAGAGAAUUUCCAACAUGGCAGUUUCUUUUAGUAGAUUUGCGAUGCCAUGGCGAUUCAGCAUCAAUCAACAAGAGGGGUCCACACACUGUUGCCUCAACUGCUUUGGAUGUGCUAAAGCUAAUUGGACAACUAAGAUUAACACCACGAGUUCUAGUGGGUCACAGCUUUGGAGGAAAAGUUGUCUUGAGUAUGGUGGAUCAAGCUGCAAAGCCACUUGCACGACCUGUUAGAGUGAGUUUUCUGGCUCUUAGAUGUUUUAAAAGUUGGUACUGUAUUCCUCUUGUCACACACUCACAUGUCAGUACUAUCUUAGGCAGAUAUCAAGUAAAGUCUAAGGAAUUCAAGUAUAGAACAGAUGUCUCUACUUCUCUAGGGCUUUGCAAAGUUUCAUAAUUUGACGUGUAGCUAACCUCAUUUUAUAUAAUAAAAUUUUCUUGGACAAACCAAUGUGGCUAUAAGAUCAAAGCAAAUGUACAUUUUUCUUUUGCUAGUCCCCUUCCCUGAACCCAUCCUUUCUGUCUUGCUUUAUCUUUUGUUUUGGUUUGUUUCAUAAAUUUCUAUAGGUUUGUGUUCUAGAUGUCAGUACUGUCUUAGGCAGAUAUUAAGCAAAGUCUAGGGAAUUAAAGUAUAGAACUGAUGUCUUGACUUCUCUAGGGCUUUGCAAAGUUUCUUAGUUUGACGUCUAGCUAAUCUCAGGUUAUAUAAUAAAAUUUUCUUGGACAAACCAACGUGGCUAUAAGAUCAAAGCAAAUGUACAUUUUUCUUUUGCUAGUCCCCUUAACUGCACCCAUAAUUUCUGUUCUGCUUUAUCUUUUGUUUUGGUUUGUUUCAUAAAUUUCUAUAGGUUUGGGUUCUAGAUGCUACUCCUGGAAAAGUGCGAUCUGGUGGAGAUGGUGAGGACCAUCCAGCAGAACUAAUAUGUUUCUUAAGUAAAUUGCCUAAGGAGGUAAGGAGUUAUUAGUUGCCAUGUCAGUAUGUCACUUUCUUGGCUAUUUUCUAUUGUUUCAGAUAUGUACAUAUGCCAAUGAUAUGCCAAAAAAUUAGUCCAACAAGGCAACCACAGAUAGGAUCACAGAUGGGUGGUAACUUGGGUCCAAUAAUCAGUUUAGAACAACGAUAAAAAAAAGAUUGCUAGCAGAACAGUUAAUAAAACACAGAAUGAAAAAAAGUAAACAAGUGAGAUAAGGAAGAUAGAAUGUAAUAAAGGUUCAACAUUUGC
Messenger RNA from Rubroshorea leprosula, 1866 nucleotides. The record is from the annotation of a GenBank genome assembly. NCBI's taxonomy places the organism in Eukaryota, Viridiplantae, Streptophyta, Magnoliopsida, Malvales, Dipterocarpaceae.